Messenger RNA from Rotaria sp. Silwood1, 2739 nucleotides. The record is from the annotation of a GenBank genome assembly. Lineage: Eukaryota; Metazoa; Rotifera; Eurotatoria; Philodinida; Philodinidae.
AUGAAAGCACCGGAGGAUGCACUAUUAUGUCCUAUCACAUUAGAACUAUUUUGUGAUCCCGUCGUGGCACAAGAUGGUCAUACAUACGAGAGGAAAGCUAUUGAAGAAUGGAUACGAAAAAAUGGUAGAAGUCCAAUUACAGAUCAACAGAUAUCAUUAGAACACUUAAUUCCAAAUUAUGCAAUGAAAAAAAUGAUCGACCAUUUUGAAAGUUCAUUAGAUAGCAAAAAUUUUCAAUAUACUCUCGAUGUGGACGUGAAAAAGAAAAAAGGUCGACCGUUGUUUCAAACAUUUGGAAAAACCAUCUAUUCUGCAGAAUGGUUACCAAGCAAUGAUGGCCAUCCAGAGAUAAUAUUAUUAAAAAUUGAUGGUGCACGAGCCAAUAAAGAAGCCUCGUUCUAUGUUAAUCUUAGUCGUCAUCCACAUAUUGUUCGAACAUUUGGUCUGGUACAGGAAGACGAUGGUGACAGAAAUUCUAUUAUGUUAUUACAAGAAUAUGCAUCUGAAGGAAGUCUUUAUGAACUUCUAACCGAGCGAAAAAAGGCACUUGAUGAGAAAAUUUUGAUUGAGAUAUUUUGUCAAGUCAUCGAUGCAAUGAGUUAUUUAUCAUUAAAUAAUGUUGUUCAUGGUGAUUUAGCAUGUCGUAAUGUACUUGUGUUUCGUUUUGACGAGAAGAAUCCAAGAAAUAUUGUGGUCAAAGUAACAGAUUUUGGGCUUAGUCGUUAUAGUAAAAUUUAUAGUCAAACUACAGCUGUAGGAAAGACAACAUUAAACAUUAUUCCCAAACGAUAUUGUGCACCAGAAAUACUGUCAACAAAUGUAACAGCGAAUGAUUAUACAGAAAAAUCGGAUGUUUAUUCCAUGGGUAUAUUAAUGUGGGAAGCAUAUUCUCGAGGUGCUAUACCUUGGACUAAUAUCGAAAAAGAUGAUGAUGUCGUUCGACGAGUUAGAAAUGGGGAUAUACUACCUAAGCCAGCGAAUUGUAGUCCUCAGUAUUGGGAUAUUAUUACUAAAACAUGGAGUAAAUUACCUAAUCAACGACCAACAUUUGAUCAACUAAAACAACUUUUCCAAGAUCAAUUAUACCAAACUACAACGUCGGCACCGAGACCGACCACGCCAUCCUUUUAUAAACCAGAUAAUCCUAGUAGCAAUAAUUCAACUGUAGCAUCGAAUGAUCAAACUCGUUCUGAACGUUCCGAUUACAAUCGCAGUACUUCUGUUAAUUCCAGAAAUCAACCAACAACUGGCAUCAAUAUCAACACUGAUGACGUGAUCGGCAAAACUGUCCAAUUCGGCAAAGACUCAUACGUCAUCAGAGGUUAUAUUACAUGUGGAGAACAUCAGUUAUUUGCACUUGAAUGUGAAAAAUCCAUAACAGGCUAUAGUGAUUUAUGUCCGAAAUGUGGUAAAAAACAUAUUGCACUAAACAAAAAUCGUGGCUUUUAUGCUUCGGUAAAUUCUGUCUAUAACGCGCUUGGACAACAACAGUUAGAAAAAGAACGUUUACAAGGUCGGAAAAAAAUUGAACAAUUACGCUGUAUCAAAGAAAAUUUACCUCCACUUAAUCAGCCAGUACUUGGUGUAAAUAAAGGCAUUGAAGGUGAUUCAAAUUCAUGCUAUAUGGAUGCAACUAUUUUCUGUAUGUUUGCUUAUUGUAAUGUGUUUGAUUCAUUACUACAUAUGAGAACUGACAAAGAGCCCAUAGAAAAAUUACAACAGUUGUUAAGAGAAAAUAUUGUGCAUGUACUUCGAAGUAAUAUUGGUUUUGUUGAACGUGAUGCUUUAUAUAAUUUACGAGCUCAAUUAAGUGAAGCAACUAGUGAUCCAUCAUUUAAAGAAAUGGAAAAAGAUCCAAGUGAAUUUUUACGAGCACUUGAAGAACUUUUUCACUAUGCACCAUUAAAAACUAUUCCACCUGAUCAAUCACCAAAUCCAAAUGCAUCUAAUGUAACAACAAAUAUUAUGUGGGAAAUGUUUGAUGCUAAUCCACAAAAUUUGCUUUCAGCAAACAUAGCUAGUAUAUUUCGAAAUUCACUUUCUGAGAUUCCAGUUAAAUUAGCAACUAUUCCACCUUUUCUUAUUUUGGUUGCUCCACGUCAUACACGUUCACAACGCUCUUAUCGUUAUAUUAUACCUGAUCGUCAAAUUAUUCUUGACAACGAUAUUGUACAACUUGUUUGUGUCAAAUGUGAAAAAACAAAUCAUGAUCAAGAUCAGCCACAUGAUUUUUAUUUAUGUAAUACAUGCUAUUCGAAAGAAUCACAGUCAUUAUCUAUAGCGAUGACUGAUGCCAAAGUUUUAUGUUAUUGUAGAACUUGCAUAACUAAAUUGCAUAAAGACCGAGCUUACGAAAUCGCUAAUCAUACUACAAGAAAAAUUGACAUGAACAAACAUAAACUUAAUCUAUUUGCUGUAUUAUGUGUUGAAACAAGUCACUAUGUUGCUUUUGUCAAAUGUAAACAACAAAAUCAACAACAUGAAUGGCUGUUUUUUGAUAGUAUGAGUGAUCGAAUUCAUAAUGAAAAGAAUAUACCUCUUGUCAAUCAUAUACCUGAUUUUGAUCGAUGGAUUGAUGAUGCUGAACAAGAUAAAUAUUUCUUUCAAGGUCUAGAUAGAAUUCGAAGUCAAACAAGACCAUCUUCACAAAAAUUUGAUGAAAAUGCUAUGCGACAAUUACGUUUGUUUCGUGAUGGUAUUGUUUUCUUCUAUGAAAACUCAAGUGUUAAUUAUCUAUAA